Messenger RNA from Helobdella robusta, 570 nucleotides. RefSeq lists its product as hypothetical. The transcript is spliced from 6 exons. Gene Ontology annotation, cellular component: cytoplasmic vesicle; plasma membrane; bicellular tight junction. NCBI's taxonomy places the organism in Eukaryota, Metazoa, Annelida, Clitellata, Rhynchobdellida, Glossiphoniidae. The coding region runs from base 1 to 570 and encodes 189 amino acids. The record is from RefSeq and is a predicted model, not a curated record. Gene Ontology annotation, biological process: actin cytoskeleton organization; regulation of cell migration.
AUGGGGAGAGCAUACGAGAAUCUAGUGGAGCACACGGAGAGGAGGGAGUGCCUGGAGAGGAUGGUGAGGAUGAAGUUGGAGUCGGAAGUGGUGCGUCUCAAUGAGGAUAACAGGGAUUUUAAAGAUCAGUUACAUCAAUGUCUCUCCCAGUUGCAUCAACUAAAUGACUCAAUGACGUCACUGAACGCCUCUUCCUCACUAUCGUCGCCAGCCGCGUCACCUCUGACGUCAUCGUUGGAGCUGCAGCAGAAGGAGCUGCAGAAGAAGGAUGUGGUACUGAUGAAGUUGCUGAAGCAAAACCGAUGUCUGUUGAACGCGAAGAACGAGUUGGAGUACGAGGCCAGUUUGCUGAGGGGCUCGCUGGAGGAGCAGAAAAAACAGAUGACCUUCAUGCAACUUUCCCUAUCGAGACUGCAACAACAACAAUUUCUAAAUGAACCACAUCAACAACACAAACAACAUCAUCACACGCUAGUGUUUAUGUUUGUGAUAGAGAACACAUGCACUAACACACCAGACCAGACGGCCUCCCAUACUAACGCUAUCAACAAAAGUAGCAAUAGAGGGUAG